UCCCUUCCAUGUUACAAGCCUACCUAAAGGUUAGUGUCAAGCUCUAUCUUUACUAUGCACACAAAAUGCAUUUCAACCUUUUGAUCACCGUCGCUCUUUUUGCAACAGAAGCGAUUUCCCAAUACUCCAGCAAUGGAGAUUCCUGCAGCUGGCCUGAAACUAUACCUUCUUGCGACUUUGCCAACUCUGAAGGAGCCAAGAUAGGUGAUUUAGUAAAUGGCUGGCAGUUCAAAGCAUGGACUAUUGAAGAGGGACACGAGAACGAUUGUUUAACUCUGACCAACCCUGACGCCUGCUGUGAGGAGUAUGUCACUGGGUACUCAUCGAAGUUCAAGAGGCUCUGGUGCAAGAAAUUAGCCGGAGUUCCUAGAGAUGGGGCUUGUCCCCCCGAUGAUGAAGCACUUGCAAAGGUGUCGAAACCCCUUGGGGAAAAAUUUAAGGAGAUCUGCGAUCAAGGAAUCAAACCCGGUGGCCAGGUGGACGUGGAUUGGUUCAACCGCCAUAUUAUCCCUUAUUAUAUGUCCAAGAAAUGGCUUACGAAAGAUCCGCCAAAAGGAUGGGAAAAAGAGAAGGAUAAAAUCCUCGCGAAAUGUCAUAAAAAUUCAUACAAUUACUGCAACGCAGGGGAUCGGAAAAAGUGUGGAGAUUGCGUCAAGGGGAUGGCUGGAAGCUUGAUGUUGAAAUAUGGUGCGACUGCAAUGGCAUACUGUCCUAUUUUGGAUAAGAAGAUCGAAAAUUGGGAGAAGGACGACAAGCCACAGGCGAUGAAGUUCUUCACGGCAUAUUGCAAAACGAAAGGAAAAAAGUGUUGAAUUGUCAAAUACCCGUCCCUAAUAAGCCGGCUUUUGGUCUUUUCGGAUUCUUCUCAGUAUUUUCAGAUGUCUGUUUUCAUAGAUAUUGUCUCCCCCUUCUCAGUUUGUUAGCUAGACGACAGAAAAAGGAAAAAAAAA
Messenger RNA from Penicillium samsonianum, 950 nucleotides. RefSeq lists its product as uncharacterized. Lineage: Eukaryota; Fungi; Ascomycota; Eurotiomycetes; Eurotiales; Aspergillaceae. The transcript has 2 exons. Bases 9 to 812 code for a protein of 267 amino acids. The record is from RefSeq and is a predicted model, not a curated record.